AUAUUUGUCAGAUGCAGAGUGACAAUGUUGGAUGUGAAGAUGGGACACACUUUGUUCUGUGUGCUGGGAUUAUUCUUGUGGAAUACGCUCCUCCACUCUGUGCAUGCUGAAGAAGACAAAACCAAACCUGUCCUCACUGUGUCUCCAUCCUGGCUGAGUCCUGGAGCCUCAGUAACUCUGAACUGCAGUGUUAAAGAUCCAUCUGCAGGAUGGAGGUUCUUCUGGUAUAAAGCUGUUCCCAAACAAUCAGGCAACUCCUACAGCCAUGAGCUUCUACCUCGCAGCAGCGACGGGACUGAACAGGAUUCCUACGUCGUUCAUGGACAGACACACACAGCAGGAUAUAAGUGCAGAGCUCGAAGAGGAGAUCCAGUGAACUACACUAAAUACAGUGAACCAAAGUUUGUCUGGUCUGGAGAUUUUCAUCCAGCAACAGUCAGAGUGAGUCCUGACAGAGAGCAGUACUUUUCCUCUGAGCCUGUCUCACUGAGCUGUGAGGGAAACUCUUCUAAGUGGAGAGUGAGGAGGUUCACUAAAGCCGGCCAUCUGUCAAACUGUUCUAAGUGGGGAACAAUGACUGGAUCCACAUGCAACAUCAAUGAACUUCCAAACAAAACUGCAGUGUACUGGUGUGAGUCUGAAUCAGGUCAAUUCAGUAACGCGGUCAACAUCACCUCUAACAGUGAGUAA
Molecule: messenger RNA, 690 nt
Organism: Micropterus dolomieu (smallmouth bass)
Lineage: Eukaryota; Metazoa; Chordata; Actinopteri; Centrarchiformes; Centrarchidae
Exons: 5
Coding region: 25-690 (221 amino acids)
Biological process (GO): cell surface receptor signaling pathway
Molecular function (GO): transmembrane signaling receptor activity
Source: RefSeq, a predicted model, not a curated record